Messenger RNA from Portunus trituberculatus (swimming crab), 7289 nucleotides. It is a transcript of the gene Sec24AB, whose product is annotated as protein transport protein Sec24A-like. Gene Ontology annotation, biological process: endoplasmic reticulum to Golgi vesicle-mediated transport; intracellular protein transport; COPII-coated vesicle cargo loading. Gene Ontology annotation, cellular component: COPII vesicle coat; endoplasmic reticulum exit site. Gene Ontology annotation, molecular function: zinc ion binding; SNARE binding. Bases 147 to 4139 code for a protein of 1330 amino acids. NCBI's taxonomy places the organism in Eukaryota, Metazoa, Arthropoda, Malacostraca, Decapoda, Portunidae. The transcript is spliced from 15 exons. The record is from RefSeq and is a predicted model, not a curated record.
UGAACCAUGGCAACUGACUGACCAUGACAUCACUUCCGCCACAGCUGAGACGUGUUGUGGUGGGACUGUGAUGGCCUCGGCGCCUAUUUACGGCGGAUUUUGGCACUUUUAGGCUAGAUUUAUACCACGUUCCGACACAACUAAGGAUGCAACAGCCACCCACAGCAAUAAAUGGAGGGGGCCCAGGCCAACCCUUGUUCCCCCAGGCCCCUCAAGCACGACCUCCGGCAUGGUCACCUGCAGUAAAGCCACCUGGGCCCCUACCACCCUCGGUUGCUGGUCCUCCAAGACCAAGCAUGCCUACCAUGAAUGGCCCACCCACUGGUCCUCCUCAGAGACCCCCUCAGGGACCACCACCAUCCAGGGCCUCACUGAUGAAUGGCCAGUCUACCCCAGCAUGGUCUGUCCCAAAGCUGCCUGGUGGCCCUCCACUCGGUUCCCCAAAUGGCCCACCAAGUGGUCCCCCUCCUCUCAAGCCUCCACCCACCACUACCAUGGCCAGUCCUCUGAUUAAUGGAUACCAGCGGCCACCAAACACACCAGAAACGCUCUCUAACCAGUCCUCACGCCAGCCCUCCCCAUGUCCUACCCAGGGGCUGAGUGUGAAUGAUGUGAGGAGCUCCCCUCGAGAGUCCCCCAGGAUGUCACCUGUGCCACUGAAGAUGGGGCAGCAAGGUACUCUACAUCCUUCCAACACACAUCCAGCUGCCCUUCCACCACAUCAGGCACCCACUCUCACCACCUCAACUAGUGGCAAUGCCCUCAACACACCCAAGCCAGCCAUGGAUGUGCCAUCACCCAUACCAAACUCAUCGAGUGCCACAGCCCCACUUCCAAACUCUGCCCAGUCCAUUCCUGCUUCCUCUACUGCCAACUCUGCACCAUUUUCUGGGAUCCCUCACACUUCUGCUGGCCCUCAAAAGCCUCCCCCCUCCUCCACCAUGGCACCUCCAAUGACAUCCAACUCACAAGCAGGGCCAGGAGGGGCACCCAGAGGGCUUCCCAUGACACCACUGAGACCCCAGCAGCCAGGAGGCCCCGCACCACCCCUAGGCACCCCAGGACUAUCCCAUGGACCGCUGGCUGGGCCUCCAGGUCCAUCUCCUAGACCAUUGCCUCCUGGUGCCAGCCAGCCUCCUAUUAGCCCCUUCACCCCUGGAGCUCCUCCAUCCAUGGCAGCUCCCAGACCAACCUUAGGCCCUCCCCUGGCAUCCAUGAAUGGGCCUCCUACUAGGCCAGGUCUUCCUCCAUCCUCUGUGGCACCACCACCAUCUGCCACACAUUUACCUCCUUCCACCACAGCUUUUGGUCCACCCCCACCAUCCACCUUGGCUCCACCCUCCAAAAGUUAUGGUCCAUCACCAACUUCACGUUUUGGCCCACCUCUACCCUCCACCAGUAGUUAUGGGCCACCCCCAACCUCAACUAUUGGCCCUCCCACCACGUCAUCCUUUGGCCCACCCCCAGUGUCACCCUAUGGCCAGCCCCCCAGACCACAAUAUGGCCAGCCCCCCACAUCAUCAGCUGUAGGCCCUCCCCCCACCUCAUCAGCUUUUGGCCAACCCCCCACCACAUCAGCCAUGGGUCCUCCCACACCAUCAACCAUGGGCCAGCCCCCCACUUCAUCAGCCUAUGGACAGCCCCCCACUUCGUCAGCCAUGGGUCCACCUCCCACCUCACCCUACGGCCAGCCUCCCACUUCAUCCUAUAGCCAGCCCCCAGCAUCACCAUAUGGCCAGCCUCCUCCAAGGGGAAGCUUCCCACAACCUUCCCCUGCUGGGGGUUCCUCCAUGCCUCGGUACCCUGGCCAGCAGUAUAGUCAGGGUAAUGUGAACCAGCUGUCCCAACAACUUGGUGGGAUGUGUGUCACCAGGGAUGGGUGGAACAAGGGCUGGGGCACAAACCAAAUAGAUCUGCUCCAGCACAGGCAGGUGGUGCCCCCGGGAGGUAUAGUGCCUCCAAAGCCAGUCCUAGCUCAGGAGUACCUUCCUAACUGCUCCCCUGACAUCUUCCGCUGCACGCUAACCAAGGUACCAGAAAACAAGAAUAUUCUGCAGAAGUCAAAGCUGCCUUUUGGCCUCCUCAUCCACCCCUUCAGAGACCUGGAGCAUCUGCCAGUGGUGAGUUGUAACACCAUCGUGCGGUGCCGGUCGUGCCGCACCUACAUCAACCCCUUUGUGGUAUUUAAGGGAGACCGGCGGUGGGAGUGCAAUCUUUGCUUCAGGGUCAAUGAGCUGCCGGAGGAGUUCCAGUAUGAUCCGGUGUCCCGCACCUACGGCGACCCUUCGCGACGGCCAGAAGUGCGCGAGGCCACCAUAGAGUUCAUUGCACCUCAAGAAUACAUGCUGCGGCCGCCCCAGCCUGCCACCUACCUCUGGGUGCUGGAUGUAACACGCCAGGCUGUGGACACAGGAUACCUCAAGGUGGUAUGUGAUGCUCUUAUCAGCCAGCUGGACAAGAUCCCAGGUGACAGACGCACCAUGAUUGGCUUCAUUACCUACUCCAGUAGUGUUCAGUUCUACCUCAUGGGUGAAGACCAGAAGAACGUGCAGAUGCUGGAGGUGGGAGAAGUGGAGGACAUGUUUAUUCCUAACCCUGAAGACCUACUGGUGAACUUGGAUCAGAGUCGUAACCUGGUGGAGGACUUCCUCACCACACUGCCUGAUGCCCACGCUGCCUCAUGCCACACCCAGUCAGCUCUUGGUGCUGCACUUCAUGCUGCUUUCAAACUCAUGAGUCCCAUUGGUGGCCGCAUCACUGUCAUGACCACCACGCUGCCCACAGUGGGCCCCGGCGCCCUUAAGCCUCGUGAGGACCCCAACCAGCGGGCCAGUAAAGACAUCCAGAACAUGGGCCCAGCCACAGACUUCUACAAAAAGCUUGCCCUGGACUGCUCUGGCCAGCAAAUCGCAGUCGACCUGUUUGCCCUCAACUCUCAGUAUGUGGACCUUGCCACUCUCUCUGGGGUGAGCAAGUUCUCUGGUGGCUGCAUUCAUCAUUUCCCGAACUUCCAUGUGGCAAGGAACCCAGCCAGCCAUGCACCGUUUGUGUCAUGCCUCAACCGUUACAUCACCAGGAAGAUUGGCUUUGAGGCUGUCAUGAGAAUCAGAGCAACAAGAGGCUUGGCCAUCACCAAUUUCCAUGGCAGUUUCUUUGUGCGGUCAACAGACUUGCUUUCACUGCCAAACAUCAACCCUGAUGCUGGGUUUGGCAUGCAGGUCAACAUUGAGGAGCCACUGCAUAAUAUCCGUACAGCUUGCUUCCAGGCAGCUCUUCUCUAUACUUCCAGCAAAGGUGAACGCAGGAUCCGGGUGCACACACUGUGUUUGCCUGUGAGUCCCAACCAGCACGAGAUUGUGACGGCAGCAGACCAGGAGGCAGUGGUUGGCAUGCUGGCCAAGAUGGCAGUCGACCGCUGCCUCACUUCCUCUCUCUCAGAUGCCCGUGAUGCUCUGGUCAAUGCCACUGUAGAUGCUUUGAUGGCCUUCCGUUCUGGUCUGUCACAUCCUGCCCAUGGCACGCUGGAUGCUCCACCCACUCUGCAGCUGCUGCCUCUCCUGGUGCUGGCUGUCAUGAAAUCUGUUGCCUUCCGAGGGGGCUUGAGCACCAAGUUGGAUGACCGGCUCUUCACCAUGUGUCAGCUCAAGUCACUUCCACUGCGCCAGAUGCUGACUCAUGUCUACCCCGACCUGUAUCCUGUGCAUACCUUGUCAGAGAAGGGGGCACUGGACAUUGAUGAUCAGAUAAUUCCUCAGCCUGGCCGUCUGCACCUCUCAGCAGAGCGUCUGGAGAGGUGUGGAGCGUACCUCAUGGAUGCCGGCAACACCAUCUUCUUGUACAUCAGGUGUGGUAUCUCAUCUGCUUGGGUGGAGGCCACUCUCGGUGUGCCCAGUUAUGCAGUAAUACCACAGCCUCUCUUUGAAGACCCCCUGCCCGAGCUUGAUACCACCGAGUCACAGAUGUUGAGGAAUUUUGUCGCUCACUUACAGAGGAGCAAGCCUUACCCAGCACCUAUUGUUGUCCUCAAGGAGGAUAACCCAGCCAGGAUGCUCUUCAUCCAACACUUGGUGGACGACAGGACUGAAGGCUCACACUCCUAUGUGGAAUUCCUACAGUUUUUAAAGUCUCAAGUGAAGUAAAUGUGUAAUAUUUUUUAAUGUUUAGAAAUAGUAAAGUGCAUUUUGUGUGCAAACUAUAGCGAGUGGGUGACCAGAUUUUUGGGAGAAUUGUUCGGUUCCUAAGGUGUCAGCCCUGUUUUAUAUUUUAGUCUCCAAGCCAAGGUUUCCUGUGAUCAAUAGGCACCCCAUUUUGGUACUGAGGUGUAAGUAAAGGCUGUCAGUGAGAUGACUUGCAAUGUCCUUCUUUCAUACCAGUCUAGCUUUUGUAUAUGAUUUUUGUUUAUAUUGUAGUUUAAGUGCUUUCAUGAGAGAGAGAGAGAGAGAGAGAGAGAGAGAGAGAGAGAGAGAGAGAGAAAAUGUUUAUUGGAAAUCACAUAUUUGCUGUAACUAGGAAGGACACUUGUAAUGUCAAACACCUUUUUAUCCUUUAUCAGAAAUAGUUUGAUGCCUGUUAGUGUUGCAUUGAGUGAGUGAGUGCAUGAGUGAGAGUGAGAGUGAGCUGUGUCUGGUUGUGGAGGAGCGGCUUGGACAGGGACACACCAGGGGGUCGCCACACCAUUCAGAAACAUUGUAAAGAAUGCCUCUAAAAGUUUUCAAACAAAAAGUUGCAUUGGUUUAAAUAAAGUGAUUUAUAUUUACAUGUAUCGCUUGUCCACAGAUGCUAUAGACGAAUAUAUACAUAAUGUAAAACAAGAAUAUAUGAAUAUAUACAUAUAUAUAUACAUACGUUGCUCAAUAAUCUUGUUUAUAUAUGGAAGUGUCUGUUAGGCUUUGCUCUGCUCUCUGUUUGGGAUGUGCUUCACCCUGGUAGCCAGAGGCAGUUGUGUUGGGGGGCAAGAUGUUGGGUGUCCUUCCCCACUGAUAUGGUGUGUCAGGGCAGAAAUUAGUGUUUUCUCUCAUUUUGUAUAAUUUUUCUUGAAAUCUUGCCCAGUCUUUGUUAGGUUAUAUUACUAUUCCAGUCAAAGUUAUAUCUGAUUGCUUUUGUGGUUGUUCAAGACUACUGUCAAAAUGGCUGUAGUUUUCUCAGCCAAUGUAAUACUGGGGUGGCAGCAAAUACACACACGCACACACACACACACACACACACACACACACACACACACACACACACACACACACACACACUUUCAACACUGUAGGGAUGUAUAUAUAUGCUGUACAUAAUACACCAUUGCUCCAGUGCUGAUGGUAGUCAAUGUCUAGACAUCAUAUGCACAAGUUAUAAUGCUGAAUGUUUCUUUAAUUUGUGAUCUGUGAGAGGAAGUCCUUAUUUAUCUAUACUACUUUCAGUUACUUUUUUGUAACUUUUGUGCAGCUGAAAAUAGUGCCAAUUACCACUGUAGUUGAAUUUCUUUGAUGAACAACAUUCAUGGAGCAGGAAUGCUGUGGAAUUUCUUGUUAGAAGGAAUACAAAGAUCAUCUGCUAUAAGAAUGUUAAACAAGGACUUUAUCUUGAUGCGGAAAAGGAAGUUACUCGGUUAUGACCAAGCAAACUCUCCAAACUUAACUGGGAAAACAAUAUAUAUUUUAAUGCAUUAUUUUAAGGUGCAAUGGAGUAGGAAGGAAAGUGGACCAAAUACUAGUUAAUUUUUAAGAAACUUUGGAAGCAGUUAGUCUUGUGAUCUUCAAUUCCUUCUUCAACUAUUUUAAGACAACAAUGACAAUUUGAGUUGGAAGUGUAUUGCUCCUAAAAAAGGGGUUUGUUGGAAAGUACAUCCAUGAACAAGAAGCCACAAAAUGAAUUGCUUGAUUGCUGAAUUUUUCUUUUUUUUAGAGUUGUCUGCAGAUAAUUUCAGAUUGAGCAAAAGCUCCACAAGUCAUGUAAUUGAAUUUAAAGUAAAAUCAAUUUAGCAUCAGGUACAUCUGCUUACAGAACUGUUUUGUGGAAAAUCCAGAACUGGAUAAACCUUGGCUACGGAUCUAACAGUAUGUGUCAUAAAUGGAAGUUUAGUUUUGGUAUGUUAGCCAACAUGAAUGCUAUAAAAGAGGUUUUCUACUUCAUUUCAGUGCAGGCCGUUGUCUUGUAACUAAACAGUUCUAAAGUAUGGAGUGUAAUUCAUUAGCACAGAAUGUUGCAUCUGUUGAUCAUGAACUGAUGCAGUGAAAGGACUCAAACUGAUCUUGCCAUAAAUAUCUAUACAACUGGUCAGCACCAAAUGAAGAAGAAUGAUUGAUAGAAUAUAUACACAAAAUUAAGAUCAUGUCCAGCCUGUUGGCCUCUAAGGAGGACAAGGGGCAAUCCACAUCAGCCAUCCUGCACAAGGGCUAGUGUUAUCAGGGCCUGACUGUGACUUGGUGUACUUCUGCUUUACCAUGGCAGACCCUUCCUUUUUCCUGUAUCUGACCUUAUCAGUUGGCCUGAUCAGAUGGGGAUGAACCUCUCAUAGAGGCCCUUGGGUCACACCCCACCUAUGCAUUCACAGCUGUCAAUUCCUAUCGUGUACAACUGACCACUGUUCUUGCCAGAUGAAUCAAUUAUCAUAUGUUAACCUGAACUGAAUUUUACUAAGAAUGAUCAGUACUGAUGGAUGCAUCAUACUAUUCUUGCUAAAGGAAGUACAAUGAAAUUGUAAGGUGUCUUAGCAUGGCUUGUGUGAAUUCAGUAACAAAGGAUGUACAAGUGAAAUGUUGGUCAUAAAUUAAGAAAUUGUCACAAAGGCAUCUUGUUCUGAUAUAGCAACAGUAUCAAUGCACAUAUCUCAGUCACUGCUGUUGCUUUCAAGCUGAGGCUGAAGGAAGCUUUCAUUAGUGUUGUGUAAAAAACACUUGAAUCUAAUUUUUCCACCUGAUUGAUGUAGCAGCAAAAACCUAGUCAGAAAUAUAAGGUCAAAUAAAAUACUCCAUGGAAGUGAAGGUUGUGCUUUGAGAUUUGGCUGCAACAGCUUAGCACAUCAGUGUGGGGGAAAUUAGAUGGAUGAACAGUGUGCCAGGGGAGAGUGCAACAUGCAGGGAGUUUAAAAGUGGAUGGUCUUAAGGACUGGAAAACUUAUCGGAAUGUGCAUUAUUAUUAUUAUUAAUUUAUAUUAUUAUUAUUAUUAUUAUUUUUAUUUAUUUUAUUUAUUUUUUUUUUUUGGCCAUUGCCAUAUCCAAAGCACUGGAGUAAAGGUGGUCACUGUACAUUUCCAUGAUGGUGAGCGAGGGAAGAGAGCACAAUAAAAUGUUAUGAAUCAA